This is a messenger RNA of Sinocyclocheilus rhinocerous, 1322 nucleotides long. Its product is annotated as ubl carboxyl-terminal hydrolase 18-like. Gene Ontology annotation, molecular function: cysteine-type deubiquitinase activity. The transcript is spliced from 11 exons. Gene Ontology annotation, biological process: protein deubiquitination. NCBI's taxonomy places the organism in Eukaryota, Metazoa, Chordata, Actinopteri, Cypriniformes, Cyprinidae. The coding region runs from base 25 to 1176 and encodes 383 amino acids. Gene Ontology annotation, cellular component: cytosol; nucleus. The record is from RefSeq and is a predicted model, not a curated record.
GUUUCGUAUCUGUGAUAGAAACUGAUGCGUGAAUUGAAAGUGAAAGUAAAAUCAGCUGUUUCUGUUUAUGUCUGUAUGAAACUCAUUGUUAUGCUACGAGCAAAACGGGAGCUGGAGUAUCUUAAAGAGGAUACAACACUGAGAAGCGUUUGCAGUCGUAUAUGUCUGUGGAUGGGGAAGUAUUGGAGUAAAAUGGCUCGACUAUACUACUGCUCCGCAUCAUUGGAUUAUGAAGUGAGGGGCCUUUUAAACUACAGUCUGUCCUGCUGUGUUAAUGCUUUGCUUCAGUCCUUUUCUGCCACCACUGAACUCCUGGACAUACUGAACAAAUGGCAUCCAUCAGAUGGGACUGGUGAGAGGAACGUCCCACUGCAGUUGAGGAACGCCCUGGAAGCCAUGAGGGACAAAUCACAUCCUGUUCCACACAAAGACUUCCUCAAUUGCCUCUACCAUCAAGCCAUCCGACCAUCCACUCAACAAGAUGCAGAUGAAAUAUUCCACAUCGUCCUAAAUCUCAGUCAGAAGCAGAUGUCUGAUGCUGCUGUGGCUCAGGAAAUCCGCAGUCUCUAUGAGAUAAAGGUAGAGACCCAGGUGGUGUGUUCAAAGUGCAAAUUCAUUCACGGAGUGCCCAGCUCUCUUUUCAGCCUUCCUUUGGCAAUCUGUGAAAGAGAAAACACCCUGGAAAGCUGCAUCAAGUCUUUUUUCAAGCUACAAAAGCUGCCGGACAGCGAGAAGUUUUACUGUGACCGGUGUGAUGAAAAGCAGCCGUGCACUCAUGAAGUGAAACUUGCCUCAUUGCCUCCGAUUCUGUGUGUCCACUUGAAAAGAUUCAGAAACGAUGGUUUCACCAGGAAACUCUCCAACAAAGUCACCUUUCUUGAAAGAUUCAGCACUGGCAUUUUUGCUGCAGGACAAUCAGAAAAUGCUGAUUGUCUCAAGGCUGAUGAGUAUUACAGUCUCUAUGCAGUAGUAGUGCACAUAGGAACUGCCAUGUUUGGUCACUGCACUGCUUUCAUCAGAUCAAAUCAGGACGAGAUGUGGUAUUAUGCUGAUGACCACCGCGUGCGACCAUCCACAUGGGCAGAAGUGCAGGACACAUAUGGAGGGUUCCAUCGGUAUGGAGGCACAGCCUACUUGCUUCUGUACAGGAAGAAGAGCUGGAAUUCAUCUGGAUAACUGUUGGGUACACUGCAGCGCUUGAUGAACACUAUAUGAAUUAAUGCAGAGAAUAUUCCAAGAUUAGGACCAACGUCUAUUUAUAUUUUGGGUGUAAGUAUGAAGAAAGAUGUUAAAGAAUGUAAACCAGUAUAUUUUCAUGUUGA